Messenger RNA from Rhodofomes roseus, 1517 nucleotides. RefSeq lists its product as uncharacterized. Lineage: Eukaryota; Fungi; Basidiomycota; Agaricomycetes; Polyporales; Fomitopsidaceae. The transcript is spliced from 3 exons. Bases 216 to 1196 code for a protein of 326 amino acids. The record is from RefSeq and is a predicted model, not a curated record. Gene Ontology annotation, molecular function: protein binding.
CACAGGCCCGGUGCUUCCAUCGACAUCCUGCUCUCGUCAGUCCAACAGACUCAGCCCCUACUAUUGAUUACCUUCCCCUUCAUUUCGCUAUUGACUGAUCUGGAACAUCGGGUCAAUCAAACAGUGGCUCAAGAGCAGAAGACAGCACGUAGUAGCUAGUAGCAAGAAGUCGCUUGGAACUCAUCUCAGCACUCUUUGAACCGUCGUGGUCUGUCAUGGAUAUCCCGACGCAGGCGGAAGACCCCGCUGGCUUUGUUCACGACGAGGAGAUAUGGUUCGCCGACGGCAAUGUGGUGCUCGAGGCCAAGGGGCACGUCUUCAGGAUAUACCAAGGCUUACUUGCCCACAACUCAGAGAUCUUUCGCGAUCUCUUCACCGUGCCUCAGCCGACGUCCAUGGAGACGUAUGAAGGAUGUCCCAUUGUCCACCUCACGGACCGCCCCGAGGAUCUGCGCCAUCUCUUGCGGGUCAUCUACCACGGCAACAGAUACUAUCGUCCCGACGAACAACUUGAGUUCGCGGCUGUUGCUGCUCUCGUCCGGUUGGCACACAAGUAUCAAAUCGACCACGUCCGUGAUGCCUACCUGUGGCGGAUGAAGUCGUGCUUCUGCACCGAGUUGGCGACAUGGGAAAUCGUCACCGAAGGGCCCGGGUAUGGCAGCCCCAUCAUGAAGUUCCGUCUCGCAGACGCCAUCGCCGCCGUGAACAUCGCUCGCCUCACCGGGACGGAGUCUAUGCUGCCCAGUGCGCUGUACCUUUGCUGUCGGUUGGGAACAGAACGUCUCCUCAAUGGCUGUUCUUGUCCUGACGGAACCCUUGAAAGCCUUGACCCGGCGGAUGUCAUCAAGUGUAUCGAUGCGCGUCACAUCUUGCACCAAAAAUACAUCAAUACGCGCUUCGAGUUAUACAAUCCCAUCAGGCCGUCAUUGCAAUGCUUGGAAUGCCGCACGAAAGUAGAAGUGAUACGCCAACGAAUAAUGUGUCCACGCCUUACUACUAUGAAAUUUGCGGUGGACCUUUUGCUAUCACCAUUCUGCACCAGGUUCGACAUCCGGCAAACCGAGGGUCGUAUCUACAUAUGUCCAGAGUGCCAGAGUGUACUUCGGAUGGCAGAGGAAUCACUACGCAAAGAGACCUGGACUGAACUUCCCCAGCUGUUGGGUAUUGAGGUACCACCGGGCUGGGCUAGUGAAUAGGGUUGUUCAGAGUAGGCUGUCCGGGCAGCUAUCGAGCCUGCUAUCCCGUCCAGAUGUCCGAGGCUCGACUCCGGCAAACGCCGACAGCGAGCCUCAGCUGUGAUCCUGAUCGCUGUCGCAGGGGCCUCGCUGACGGCGCGCGGUGGCACCGGCGCUCGGCACUCAGUCGGAAUGCAAACGCGAGGUUUGUACGGUGGCUGACCCUGAAUUAGGGCUUGUUACGGAGCCCAAGUGCGGGCAGUGGUAGAUUGUGAAUAUGAACUGUUCUUGAAGUUGCUGUACGUAUCAAAAUGUAUUGAGAACAAUGAGAAGCAAUUAUUU